Messenger RNA from Chenopodium quinoa (quinoa), 1184 nucleotides. RefSeq names its product chaperone protein dnaJ 20, chloroplastic-like. The record is from RefSeq and is a predicted model, not a curated record. NCBI's taxonomy places the organism in Eukaryota, Viridiplantae, Streptophyta, Magnoliopsida, Caryophyllales, Amaranthaceae. Gene Ontology annotation, cellular component: chloroplast. The transcript has 2 exons. The coding region runs from base 310 to 912 and encodes 200 amino acids.
CAUUCUACAAGUCACUUCCUUUUUACACAUACUCAUACUUAAAUGAACAAUUAAAUCCUAAUUCCUAAUUAAACUUUACCAAUACGCUAACGCAUAUCCUUAUCCUUCGUAAAAGUUACCGAAAACUGGAAAAAAAAAUUACUAGUAUAAAUUACAAAGCCACCAUGGUCAUUUUCCAAAUUGCACGCAAAAUCUUGGGCCUUUUUCAAACGUUCCCAGCACCUCAAUUUAUACUUCUUCUCCUCCUCCUCAAACCUCCCAAUUUGCCCAACAUUUUGAUAAAAAGAAAAAAUCCAAAAACCAGAAAAAAUGCAAAUAAACUACGAUAAUUUGAUCUCAAAAAACUCACCUUUUCCAAUUCCAUCAAACCCCACUUCAUCAAUCCCAUCUUCUUCCUCUUACCUCCCUUCAAAUCGCAUUUCCUUCCAAACAACACCGCCAUUUUCAACUCUCAAAGCUCGAGCUACCCUCAACAAUGGCGGAAUCACAAAACCCAUCUCAGAAAUGACCUUCUACGAGCUUCUCGACAUCCCAACAACCGUCGAAUUGUCUGAAAUUAAGCAGGCUUACAAGCAACUCGCGCGCAAAUAUCACCCUGAUGUAUCACCCCCAGAUUUAGUGCAGGAGUAUACUGACCGAUUUAUUCGUGUUCAAGAAGCGUAUGAAACUUUGUCUGAUGCUCGAAUGAGAGCUAUAUAUGAUCGAGAUAUGGCGCGCGGACUUCAUCUUGCGUUUUCUGCUCGGAAGAAGAUGAACCAGUUUGAUGAUGAGGAAAUGAAGGACACAAGUGAUUGGAGAGGUCGUUGGCAGAGCCAACUAUCAGAAUUGAAGAAGAGAAGCAUGUACAAAGAUGCUAAGAAAAACUCAUGGGGUGCUAGAAUGCGCCGUCAAAGGAGUGAAUCACCUUCUUAAUCACGAUUUUAAUGAUAAGCCUCGCUAUGUAUAUAUCUGUAUUUUUUGUUCAGUAGGUUUUUUUUUUUUGAAGGCUUGUUCAGUAGUUUUCUUACCCACAUUUUGUGGAUUUACUAGGAAUAGGAAGAAUUAGCCCUUUGCUGAUUGCUUGGAUUGUGCUUAUAAGUUCAAGCAUUGAUGUGGGCUUUGUCUUCCUGAUUAUAUCGCCCAUAGGUGUUAACUGUGUAAUCAAGAAACAUAUUGCAUAUAUACAUCUAUGCUUCUUGCUCGAA